GCGCCCGGAAGCUGAGGCAGAUCAUCGACAAGGUUCCCGGGCCCCACCUCGUCCUCACCGCCGGGGACGCGCCCGCGCAGUACCUGCCCGGGGGCGAGGUCUUCGAGGCGCUGGCGGAGCGGCCCCACGGCGUGGACGUCUACCCGGGCGAG
Prorocentrum cordatum is the source of this 152-nucleotide messenger RNA. Lineage: Eukaryota; Dinophyceae; Prorocentrales; Prorocentraceae. The record is from the annotation of a GenBank genome assembly.